This is a messenger RNA of Alosa alosa (allis shad), 780 nucleotides long. Its product is annotated as high choriolytic enzyme 2-like. The coding region runs from base 1 to 780 and encodes 259 amino acids. The transcript is spliced from 7 exons. NCBI's taxonomy places the organism in Eukaryota, Metazoa, Chordata, Actinopteri, Clupeiformes, Clupeidae. Gene Ontology annotation, molecular function: zinc ion binding; metalloendopeptidase activity. Gene Ontology annotation, biological process: proteolysis. The record is from RefSeq and is a predicted model, not a curated record.
AUGUUUCCUCUCAAACUUAUUAUUGGGGUUUUUGCCCUGAUAUCUUCCACCUGGGCUGAGGAAGUUGGCAUUGAGGACACCUCUGUGUCUGGAAGACUGUAUAGAGCCAACAAGAAUGUUGUGCGUGGGCCAGAGGAGCCUUUGGUGGUGGAUGAUAUUGCCUAUGCAUCUGAGGCCGCGAAGAACGCUGACCCCUGUACUUCCUACGGGUGCAUGUGGCCAAAGUAUUCUGAUGGAUACGUCUACGUGCCUUAUGUGAUCGCAAACCAGUACUCCUCUAGAGAGCUGUCCGUCAUUGAGCGUGGUCUGCAGUCCUUCUCGAGCUAUACCUGCAUCCGUUUUGUUCCCUGGAACAACCAGAGAGAUUAUAUCUACAUCCAGUCUCUCAACGGAUGUUACUCUUAUGUGGGUCGUACUGGCAAUGGUCAGACGGUGUCUCUGAGUCGUUCAGGCUGCAUCUACCACAACACUGUACAGCACGAGCUGCUGCACGCUCUGGGCUUCAACCACGAGCAAACCCGCAGCGACCGUGACAGCUACAUCCGAGUCCUUCUGGAGAAUGUUGAAUAUUCCAUGCAGCACAAUUUCAACAAGAUCAACACUCUGAACCAGAAUACUCCAUAUGACUACAACUCUGUCAUGCAGUAUCACAGGUAUGCCUUCUCUAAGAACGGCCUGCCCACCAUGGAGCCCAUCCCCAAUCCCAAUGUAUCGUUUGGUGAGGCCAGUCAGAUGAGUAGCAAUGAUAUCCUGAGGCUGAACAGGCUGUACCGGUGUUAA